AUGAACAAGUACUUUGUUCACGAGAAGUACACGGUUAAAUACUGUAAUCGUUGCGGGACUCAUGGUUUACUUUUUGCUUUGCUCCUUGAACAUCAAUUUUUGCAAGAAUUUUCGAAAAAUUUCGAGAGAAAAAAACAGUGGGUCGAUCAGAUUUUCACUAAUAAAAUGUCGAAUCCGUACUCAUUAUUCGUUUAAUUAUUCUGUUGCUCAAAAAUAAUGCAAAAAAUGAUUGCAGGACCCAUCAAACUUACCCGCCGCCGCCAUGUCGUUCAACAUAGAAAACGAGUCUUUAGUUUGUCAACUUCAUCAUAAAACCAAACAUAACCGUAGUCUGAACGUCGUGGUCGAGCUGUCGGCGAAGAUCGGGUCGCCGCUCUUGGAGAACGGAGAAUGGGUGGUGCCGAGCGAAAUCACCGGACUGAAGGCCAAAAAGUCCAAGGUGGUGAAGGUAAUCGAUUGAAUUGCUUCCCCAAAAUAGAGUCAUCACGUCGCAUUUAGGUCCGCUUCAGCCCAUUAGUCUCCGAAUUGUCAUCAAUCGAUGCGGCCGUCCAUCGGGCCGCAUGCGAAAGUGCUAUCAAGCAUCUCGACAUUCUUCUCGAGGAGAGUGUCUGGACGAGACAGUCUUCGCAGGACGAGCAUCCGUUCGGAAAGCAAAUCGGCAAGAUGCUCGAGAUCCUCGAAGACAUGGACAAGGUCGUCGAGAUAGACAACAACAAAGUGCACUUAUCGUUCCUCAAAAACGAUUAUUUCGACGAGUUGCUCAAGCUGAUCAACUGCAAAUCGGUCUCUGCCAACUUGCGCACCAUCAUCGUCGACGAUGGCGAACAGCAGACUGCGGAUGUUGUGUUCGAGAAGGACGGGCGGUCUGAACGGCUCAUCCGUCUCGUUCUAGACUCCGGGUAUCUGAAAACAUCGGAAUCCGGCAGGAGUGCGUGUUCGAAUUGUCGAAGACGUGCUUCAAUUGGAUUCUGACGCGUUGUGACGAAGAUCUGGAGAAUUCGCCGCCAAAUGUUUCACAGAAGCUUGACUGCUACAUGUGGAUCGAUGGGAAGGAGCACGAAAUGGUUCGUGAGGGGUCGCUCGUAGUUUCACUUUUUGUGGCCACAAUUAUCUCAUGUUGUCCCCGAUAAAUGAACAGUUUUCUUUUCAGCCGGUCUACUCGCCGUGCGCCUCCGUUUUCCAUCAUCUCGACAAAUUGUCCACUUCUCUGACCACCGUCAGUCCGCCGGUGUCGAACGAAACCCUUCCGAAAGUCCCGCAUGCUCUCGCCGUUGACGCGAUCGUUGGUCUCGACAAGGUUCCCCCGCUGCUUCCACUCCCUUUCUCAUCCUUCUCAUUCCAGAACGAGGCGUUGUGUCUCCAUAAGUUCAUCCAAAAUAUAAAACAGGUUCCUCUUACCAUUCACACUGACUUCGACGUCGAAUCGAUGGACGUUUACUCGGAUACUGAGACCAAACUGAGCGGUUCCCCGACCGAGUCCAUCGAUUCCGGCGUCUCCUCGCUUUCCUCUCCCCGCCAAUCCACCUUCGAUGAGGAGGACGAAGACGAAGAGUCGCCGGCUCCUUUGGCCAACCGCUUCCGCUCCUGGAGCGAGAGCGGCUCUUCCCUCAAAGGGAUUCUAAAGUGGCCGUCCACACGUCGUUCGACCAGUCGUCUUCUCUCCAGUCCUCACAUGAUUCGUUCCUAUUCCGAAUGUCAUCACGACGAUUCGCUGCCGAUGAUGCCGUUAAGAUUCUCCGAGGACGACGAGGACGCCUUCCACGGUAAUAUCGUGAUCUUUCCACGUUUUAAUAAUCGAUAACCGUUUUUAGAGGAGGAUUCCUCGUCCGACUGCUGUGUUCUUCCAGCGGCGCCGCGCAAAAAGAGCGUCUCGUUCAGCGAGCGCAUUGUGCAAACGCGUCUCUUCAACAGCAACACGAGCAUCGACGCGCAGAAACGGAAGAAUCUGAAGAAGAACGAGAAGAAGAAGAAGAGGGAGGGCUCGCUGGCAUCGAGCAUCGAGAGCCUCCACGAGGAAAGCAGCAGCGGUCGCGUCAGUCCGGCGAUUCGUCACCAAACUGUAUAG
Molecule: messenger RNA, 2065 nt
Organism: Caenorhabditis sp. 36 PRJEB53466
Lineage: Eukaryota; Metazoa; Nematoda; Chromadorea; Rhabditida; Rhabditidae
Source: the annotation of a GenBank genome assembly